CUUGACAAAACAACAUUUUCUUUACUCUAAACAACGAACUCGAAAGAACAUUAUCAAACAUCAAACUUUUUCAUUAUUCUACUCUCAAGCUAUGGGUUGCGAUGGUGGAACAAUACCAAAAAGAUGUGAAUUGGUUCGCGAAAAGAAAAAGCCAGAGAAAGUGGACAAAGAAAUAGAGUUGAACGCUAAAUGGUUCCACUGUGCUAUCAGUCAACAGGAGUUAUCGGAACCGAUUGUUUGUUGUGAGUUGGGCAAUCUGUACCGGAAAGAGUCCGUCAUAGAAUAUCUCUUAGACAAAUCCAAAGCAACGACUGAUAUUGCAAAGCACAUUCGCAGCUUAAAAGAUGUCAAAGAACUAGUCUUGACAAAAAGGAUCCGCAAAUCCACCAAAGAAAUGAAGGGACGAUCAGCAGACACUUACCUCGACUUCCAAGCGUCGGAUUACAUCUGCCCAAUUACAGGCAUGGAAAUGAAUGGUCGUUAUCGCUUUAUUUUUUCAUGGAAAUGUGGCUGUGCCUUCUCCGAGCGUGGUCUGAAAGAAGUGCCUUCAACUACAUGUCAUAGUUGUGGAACACCUUUCACCAAAGAAGAUUUGAUUGUCAUCAAUGGUGGAGAAGAGGACAUUGUGAGAAUGAAGGAAAGGAUGAUGGCAAGGCGUCAGAAAGCAAAGGAGGACAAGAAACUGAAGAAGUCUAAAAGAGAAAACAAUGAAGGCAUGAAUGUUGUACCAAAGAAGAAAAGCAAAGUUGUAGUUUCCUCUGCUGAAGAAACAAAAUCAAAAGAUUCAGCAAUGUCAAAGAGUUCAGGAGUACCAGCAACUACUAAAGCUCCCAAACUCAAUGAUGAUCUGGCUUACUCCAAGUAUAAGUCAGUGGCAGCAAAUCCUGAUGCAAGCAAAGUUUUCAAAUCAUUGUUCAGCUCAAGUCACAAAGAAAAACCAGGACAAUUAAAAUCAAAUUGGGUCACAUAUCAAUCUUAUCAUUGUUGAAUGCUACAAUAGUUCACAAUAAAUCUGCUUUUGACUUGUUUAAACUUGAAA
Xenia sp. Carnegie-2017 is the source of this 1039-nucleotide messenger RNA. Its product is annotated as replication termination factor 2-like. NCBI's taxonomy places the organism in Eukaryota, Metazoa, Cnidaria, Anthozoa, Malacalcyonacea, Xeniidae. The coding region runs from base 92 to 988 and encodes 298 amino acids. Gene Ontology annotation, biological process: site-specific DNA replication termination at RTS1 barrier; mitotic DNA replication termination. The record is from RefSeq and is a predicted model, not a curated record. Gene Ontology annotation, cellular component: nucleus. The transcript has a single exon.